AUGGGUCACUCAAAGAAGAUGCAUGUGCCACUACUUGCUUGUGCACUAAUCAUUUCUUCUCUUUUCACAUCAGCUUUGGCCGCCGCCAUAGGCAGUACACCGAGGAGGCAGUCAGACAGCCGCGACUUCGACCCCGUCUAUCUCAAGGCGCUCUUCCCCGAGGGGCACAUUUCCUCAGAUACUUCUGAUCUGCAGUAUGGUCUUAUCACCGUCGGAGCCGACUCCAAGUCUGGCGCGGUAGACCCUAUCAGCUCGGGAUCUGGCGUUCUUCUGGCUGUUGGUGAGUCUCAUGGACUUACCCAACUCCAGAAAAGAGAUGGCCAACCAGAUCCUUUUGUUUUCCUUGACUGUCCCGCCAACGUACUCGACCAACCAGUCAACAAAACCCAGAAGGCUAGAGUCGUCUGCAAAAGUGAGGACGUCGAUGGCUGCUUCAGGGUGAUGGAGCGUGGAGUGGAAGGCACUUUGGUAGAGAUGCCAGAAGAGUGUGCACCGAAUUCGUUUGCUCGAGCAAUCUCUCUAGAUCUUGCUGAAGACCAAACUAUGCCAGACCACCUGGCUAAGCUAUAUAACCCCACGUCCCCGAUAUACGAGUUUUCCUUCGACUUCAACAAAGAGAAACGGCGAGUCGACGCGGAAGUAGCCAUACGAAUGGAUUUGACAAACGUCAAAGGACACUGGGACGGUCUUGUCAACUCUCCCGGUGUUGAGAAGCGCCAUCUUGAGCGCAGAUACUUUUCGCCUGCAAACACUGACUGGAAGGAGAAUUUACAGAAAGGAGACAGAUUCCAAUACGGCUCUGGUGAAAACUCGCUGAAAGUCCAAAAGGACUUAAGUACGCCGAUCUUUUGGCAAGCCGCCGAGAACUGUUCUGUAGGUGAUAAACGCUAUGGUGAAGGUAUCGCAGCUUUCGUCAAGGGCAAGGUCGAUGCCAAAUUAUCCUAUGCCGUUACAGUCAUUGCAACCUCAACCAGAGGCACUUCGAGGGUCGAUGUCAAAGAGGCUAGUGGCUUCAUCAAAGUCACUGGUCAGACGGAUUUGACCUUUGGAAUUGGCGGAAUGGGUCGGCUUGAUAUUGUCAUGGCCAAAAAGGGCAACCCUGCCAAGAGCGAGGAACACUGGGAAGCCUUUCAAAGACACACGAUUAGUGCAGGGGCUUUUUGGGGAUACAUGAGCCUCACUCCCUUCAUCAAACGGCAGACCUUUUUGGCCACGUCUCACAUGAAUGAGACCCCAUCCAAUGUAUCUGGUCACGCGGCGACCUUGAAUGGACGCCUGACUACACGAGUCAAGACUGAGUUGGGCGACUUUCCAGCCUCGUUUCCUCACGUUCUAUUUCCAGACGAGAUGCACAGUCUUAGAAAGGACCACAAGGAAACCGAGAUGGAUAGUUUUGAGGAUGACAUUCUUUAUGGGGACGGAGGCGAGAGAGGCAGCACCAUACAAAUCGGACAUAAUCUCACUUUUGGGCUCAGCUUGAGUUUUGGCAUAUACACCGAUGUACAGGGUCAGAAACCAAAUGGCGAGUCCAGCUCUGCAUUUUUACUUGUCACCAGCGAGACAUAUGCCACUUGGGAUAUCCCACCAGCCAAGAACGACCAAGUCUGCCCUUAUGCAACCGCCUCGAGUCUACUUCGACAAGGGGUAGCCGGCAGAGAAUUUCUCGGCUGGAAAAAGCACGACGGGUCAGCUCUACUUUUCGUUGACAAAGAUGCGCCUUAUCACCAACCCUGCUACUCCACCAAGAGUGGGCUAGACAACCAUAGAGACGCCUUUGGUUAUACGCACCUCAGGCCCAGCAAUGCACUUCGCCACGGCGCCGACCUCUUUGUUGAACAAAGAGUCGAUCAAAAUCUCGGCCGCAUCAACUGUGAUAAUGGGCAAUGCGGGUCUUGUCUUAAUAUGGAACCUAGUCGAAUAUGA
Messenger RNA from Fusarium proliferatum ET1, 1923 nucleotides. RefSeq lists its product as uncharacterized. The coding region runs from base 1 to 1923 and encodes 640 amino acids. NCBI's taxonomy places the organism in Eukaryota, Fungi, Ascomycota, Sordariomycetes, Hypocreales, Nectriaceae. The record is from RefSeq and is a predicted model, not a curated record. The transcript is spliced from 7 exons.